Fonsecaea erecta is the source of this 2109-nucleotide messenger RNA. RefSeq lists its product as hypothetical. The record is from RefSeq and is a predicted model, not a curated record. NCBI's taxonomy places the organism in Eukaryota, Fungi, Ascomycota, Eurotiomycetes, Chaetothyriales, Herpotrichiellaceae. Bases 1 to 2109 code for a protein of 702 amino acids. The transcript is spliced from 3 exons.
AUGGAUAUCUUGCACGUUGAUAUGUCGGAAGACUUCGAUUUCCGGUUAGAGUUCGAUAUCAAAGAAGACAUUCAAGGCGAACUGGCGGACUUCGUCAGGCUUGUCCGAUUGAACCGCAUCAAAGAAGCACGGAGCCACUUUCGACGGGUUCUCUUGCCGCACGCCAAAUUGUUCCCUGUUUUUGCGGAAUAUGCAGAGCUUCUUGUUUCGGAGCACUCAUACCAGGAACUCCUCGAGACUCUACCUGAGUCCCAAAAUGGCUGCGGUUACUCUCGUGAGGAGUGGCUACUGGUAGAAAUGCUGAAGACUCUUGCGAUGCUACACACAGAAAAAGACGUUGACGGGGCCUGGCAAACGGUUCGACGCUGGCCAGGAUUCCCGGACGCCGGGCAGGCAACGGGGCUGAAUGCGAUACAAAUUCAAUGCCUGGAAAUCUGGUUGCAGAUAUACGUUGACUUGAUAACUAUCCUGGAUUCUCUGACCAUUCAGCUGGACGGCAGUCAGCCUUCAGCAGCCCAAGCUCAGCCACAGAAUUGGCAACGAUCUCGCCAACUCAUUUUCACUUUACUUGAGAAGCAUCAGGAUUGGGAAGCCCAUAAAUUUCUCCUGUUGCUUCUGCGAGUCUCCACUCAGGACGAGGCUUAUCAGCUCUUCUCAGACUACCUUUCAAAACUCCGAUCAAGAAGCGAGAGAGAUGAGACUGAGAUUAUCGCGCGGCUCAAUGUCACAAGUGCCUACCUCAACCAUGUCUGGCUCCAUGGAUCUCGUCAACCUCUGGCGACAUUGAUCCAGCUCAACAGCAUGAUGUAUCAGGACCUCGCAGCUUUAUCGCUCGACUCCCCCAAAGCAAAGUUUCGCUACGUUGGAAUGAUUGGCAAGAUAUAUACCGGGUAUCUUUAUCGAAGAGUAAUCUCUGGACUGACUCCAAAGUCUGACGCGCUCGAGUGGGUUUCCCGGUCCACGCAACCUUUGGAAGCCCUGAUACUCCCAAUAUCUCUGCUCAUCCUCCUGGCCAUCACUGAUUCCGUGACCGAUUCGGAUUUCCUGUUUCUAUAUGAUGCCCGCCAUGCACUCUCUCAGCAGAAUGAGCCAGGUGCUCUGAUUUCGACACAACCCUGGGCUCCUAUGAAGCAAACGUAUACUGGGAAUAAAUACCUAGACCGGCGGCUGACGAUACUCGUGAGCCUUUAUUUCAGCGCUCUUGACGGCACUCGACCCGACGCCUCGCUGAUCUUCCUGUACUCCUGGGGCCAGAAUCUUGCUCUCUGGAUCCUCAUUCACGCAGAAUCCAUGAGAGCAGCAAAUAGAGGGAAGCUAAUUCUCACCUCGGUAACUGCGCUGGGUUUGAUGGCUGUGUUCAUCGGCCAUGGUCGCGUCGUUCCCUUGUGGUUCGCCAUUCAUCUCUGGACUUCGCCUACUGUGCUUAAUCCAUUCGCCUAUCAGCUUACCGUGGACAAUCCGUUCAAAGUCGCUCUACUCCCCUUUGGUGUCAUUACAGGAUUGGGGAUCCCUACUCUUGUAAUGUGCCUUCCUGCACCGGCAUUAGUCUCGUUUGAGACGAAGCAAGUAUGGACGGCGAUAUACCAAUUGUGGCCCAUCUGUGUAUACCUAUCAAACUUCACCCUAACGACCAUUGCAAUUUGCGUCAACCCGAGAGCCAGCAUAUUAAACGAAAGCGAAAAGGCAGCUAUGUCCCAGAAGUACUUUCGACGAACUCUUCUCGCUGCGAUUAUAUUUUCCGCUGGAACUCAUCUCACCUAUCUGGCUUUGCUGAUACCACAAGUUCGUGCGGUGCUACCCGUCGCUGAUAGUUCCACACACAGUUCACAACAAUAUCAUCUGAGGUACAUCGCCAGGUUGUUCUACUUGCAAUGGUCGUCGGACAUCGCUGUUGGAGGGACAGCAGUGUUCAUAUGGGGUUUGGCGUUGCGUCUUCCCGCGAAAAUUCAAGAGCUUUCUCUCUACACAGCCACCAAGCAGAUCAUUACAACCAUAUUGGUUGCAGCACUACUAGGCCCAAGUGCAGCCGCUGCCAUCGACAUUAUGGCGCGGGAUGGAAACAUACUCCUGCCACCAGAAUCGACGCCUGCAAAACAAAAGUUCCGAUGA